AUGAGUUUUGUAUUGAUUUUGUCGUUAGUGUUCGGAGGAUGUUGUUCCAAUGUGAUUAGUUUCGAGCACAUGGUGCAAGGCAGCAAUAUAAAUUUGGGAAAUAUUGUUACAUUCACUCAAUUCGUGUCUGUGACGCUAAUUCAGUUGCCCAAUGCUUUGGACUUCUCUCACUUUCCGUUUAGGUUGCGACCUAGACACAUUCCUCUUAAGAUCCAUAUGUUAGCUGUGUUUUUGUUCUUUACCAGUUCAGUCGCCAAUAACAGUGUGUUUAAAUUUGACAUUUCCGUUCCGAUUCAUAUUAUCAUUAGAUGUUCAGGUACCACUUUGACGAUGAUAAUAGGUUGGGCUGUUUGUAAUAAGAGGUACUCCAAACUUCAGGUGCAAUCUGCCAUCAUUAUGACGCUUGGUGCGAUUGUCGCAUCAUUAUACCGUGACAAAGAAUUUUCAAUGGACAGUUUAAAGUUGAAUACGGAUUCAGUGGGUAUGACCCAAAAAUCUAUGUUUGGUAUCUUUGUUGUGCUAGUGGCCACUGCCUUGAUGUCAUUGUUGUCGUUGCUCAACGAAUGGACGUAUAACAAGUGCGGGAAACAUUGGAAAGAAACUUUGUUCUAUUCGCAUUUCUUGGCUCUACCGUUGUUUAUGUUGGGGUACACAAGGCUCAGAGACGAAUUCAGAGACCUCUUAAUUUCCUCAGACUCAAUGGAUAUUCCUAUUGUUAAAUUACCAAUUGCUACGAAACUUUUCAUGCUAAUAGCUAAUAACGUGACCCAGUUCAUUUGUAUCAAAGGUGUUAACAUGCUAGCUAGUAACACGGAUGCUUUGACACUUUCUGUCGUGCUUCUAGUGCGUAAAUUUGUUAGUCUUUUACUCAGUGUCUACAUCUACAAGAACGUCCUAUCCGUGACUGCAUACCUAGGGACCAUCACCGUGUUCCUGGGAGCUGGUUUGUAUUCAUAUGGUUCGGUCAAAACUGCACUGCCUCGCUGA
Molecule: messenger RNA, 987 nt
Organism: Kluyveromyces lactis
Lineage: Eukaryota; Fungi; Ascomycota; Saccharomycetes; Saccharomycetales; Saccharomycetaceae
Product: nucleotide sugar transporter family protein
Exons: 1
Coding region: 1-987 (328 amino acids)
Biological process (GO): transmembrane transport
Cellular component (GO): endoplasmic reticulum membrane; Golgi membrane
Molecular function (GO): UDP-N-acetylglucosamine transmembrane transporter activity
Source: RefSeq, a predicted model, not a curated record